GUCUACCAUCGGCUACGCUAAUGCAUCAAUGUAUGAACAUUAUGUCAGUUUGGUAGCAAGCCUCCUAUCGCCAAUUUAUAUCAAGUAUCCAAUGACUCUCAAAUAUGGCCUUAAAAGGCUUAAGAUUCUUAUACCCAAAGGCCCACACUAAUGUCAAGCCAUUAAUGUUUGAGGCCUUGUAUUCGGGGGAAGUAACGCAUUUAGACUUGAUAAAGGAGGACCGUGCCGGCUGAAAUCCUAUGAUAUAGACUGAGACUGAGGGGUUGGGGAGGGGGGGGGGGGAGCAGCAGACCCGGAGACCGGAGGCCUCGCCUGUCCGGGUCCGUGAGAUUCGACCAGCUGCGGCUCAGACAGCCCGCCGGCUGGCCGCCCCCCCGAUCCACGUUAUAAGUAUCGCCGGCCGGUGCGACUGCGCAGAUUCUCGCCGUGACUCGACCCACCGCGCCAUCACCAUGCUGAAGAUGCUGCUGCCGCUGAUGACUGUGCUGCUGUUGUGGCAGAGGGCGGCCUCCAUGGAGGAGCUCUGUCGGGAGUGCCUUUGUGCGAACUCUGGCGGCCGGAUCGGAGACGUGGCCAGCUGCGUGAUGCCGGUGUCCACCGACUGUCUGGACGGGGUCUACUGCGGACCGUACGGCAUGACCAUCCAGUACUGGAUGGACGCCGGCCAGCCGGGCGACAACUUCUUCGACUGCAUGGGAGACUGGAGCUGUGCCAACAAAACCCUAGACAACUACGUCAACAAAUACUGCCAGACCAUGUUCGUGGGCCACUCUGCGCCGUGUAGCUGCGAGGAGCAGGUCCGGCUCCACCACUGCGGGCCGUACAGCAUCCACGCAGCCUUCUGUAACACCUUCUACGACAACUACUUCGAGCCGUGCAUCAGGUCGGCCUGAGCGGAGGCCCUUUUGUGACCCUUCCCCCUUCGUCGUCUCACAUCAACCCCAACAACACAAACCUACCGGCGUCACCAGGAGAAAGACUCCGAGCUUCCGGUGACUUUGAUUCACCAGAACCAAUGGCUGCACCUUAGUCCCAGCAAAGCCAAUAUCUCUUACAGUAACAGUUGACUGAAACGAAAUGUUGUAACCUGCUUUACAUCUAGUACAUGAUAUACGUAAAUACAUUAUAUUUGAUAUUG
Amphibalanus amphitrite is the source of this 1138-nucleotide messenger RNA. Its product is annotated as lysozyme-like. NCBI's taxonomy places the organism in Eukaryota, Metazoa, Arthropoda, Thecostraca, Balanomorpha, Balanidae. The record is from RefSeq and is a predicted model, not a curated record. Gene Ontology annotation, molecular function: lysozyme activity. The transcript is spliced from 3 exons. Bases 453 to 893 code for a protein of 146 amino acids.